Messenger RNA from Tripterygium wilfordii, 898 nucleotides. RefSeq names its product agamous-like MADS-box protein MADS9. Gene Ontology annotation, molecular function: protein dimerization activity; RNA polymerase II cis-regulatory region sequence-specific DNA binding; DNA-binding transcription factor activity, RNA polymerase II-specific. Lineage: Eukaryota; Viridiplantae; Streptophyta; Magnoliopsida; Celastrales; Celastraceae. Gene Ontology annotation, biological process: positive regulation of transcription by RNA polymerase II. The record is from RefSeq and is a predicted model, not a curated record. The coding region runs from base 33 to 659 and encodes 208 amino acids. The transcript is spliced from 8 exons. Gene Ontology annotation, cellular component: nucleus.
AAUAAUCAAGUGUGGGUGUUUGUAAGUGAAAGAUGGGGAGAGGAAAGAUUGAGAUCAAGAGAAUUGAGAACUCAAGCAACAGGCAGGUCACCUACUCAAAGAGAAGAAAUGGAAUCAUAAAGAAGGCUAAGGAGAUCACUGUUCUUUGUGAUGCUAAAGUCUCUCUUGUUGUCUUUGCUAGCUCUGGCAAGAUGCAUGAGUAUUGUAGCCCUUCCACUAAGUUGGUUGAUAUCUUGGAGAGUUAUCACAAGCAGUCUGGGAACAGGUUGUGGGAUGCUAAGCAUGAGAACCUAAGCAAUGAGAUUGAUGGGAUCAAGAAAGAGAAUGAUAGCAUGCAGAUUGAGCUCAGGCAUUUAAAGGGAGAAGAUAUCUCAUCUUUAAACCACAAAGAACUCCAGGUCAUUGAGGAUGUUCUUGAGAAAGGACAGGCCAACAUUCGAGACAAGCAGGAUGAGAUCGUCACAAUGCUCAGGAAAAAUGACAAGAUGUUGGAGGAAGAAAAUAAGAGCCUCAUUUUUAAUUUGCAACAGCGAGCAGAGAUGGGCAUGGAAAAUGGGUAUCAGCAGCACAUAACGAGGCUACAGGACUACAAACCUGAACAGAUGCCUUUCUCCUUCCGUGUGCAACCCAUUCAGCCUAAUCUGCAAUACAGGAUUUAGGGAUAUAUAUAUAUGCAUGGAACUCCCUAUAUAUCUUGCUUUCUUGAGAUUAAGUUUGUGUUACUUACUGGGUCUGUAAUGAAGAACCCAACUAGUUAACUAGUACUAGACUGCUUGAACUUAAUUUGUAAUAAUUAACUCUUGUGUGUGAGCUUUUUAAACUUUUGAACAAUUCUUAUGUUUUUUUUUUUUUUUUUGAGAAGAACAAUUCUUAUGUUUUCAAACUAAUUAAGGUCAUG